Messenger RNA from Vanessa atalanta (red admiral), 2485 nucleotides. It is a transcript of the gene sip1, whose product is annotated as septin-interacting protein 1. Gene Ontology annotation, cellular component: U2-type post-mRNA release spliceosomal complex. Bases 134 to 2461 code for a protein of 775 amino acids. NCBI's taxonomy places the organism in Eukaryota, Metazoa, Arthropoda, Insecta, Lepidoptera, Nymphalidae. The record is from RefSeq and is a predicted model, not a curated record. Gene Ontology annotation, molecular function: nucleic acid binding. Gene Ontology annotation, biological process: spliceosomal complex disassembly. The transcript is spliced from 9 exons.
CAUAACAAAAAAUGAGGUUUAUUGUUAUUUGAAGCUGUUGUGUAUUUUAAAAUUAUAAAUGAUACGGCUUUUUUACUUGUAGGUACAUAAAAUACCAUUAUUUAGACAAUAUUCUUAUACAUCAACGUUAAAAAUGUCUGACGACGAAGUUAUACGCUUUGAAAUUACUGACUAUGAUUUGGAUAAUGAAUUCAAUCCUAACAGAAAUCGAAGAGCUAAGAAAGAAAAUCAGAUAUAUGGUAUAUGGGCAAAAGACAGUGAUGAAGAAGAUAAUGAAGAUAAUAUCAGACAGAGAAGUCGCAAGCCAAAAGACUUCUCGGCUCCUAUUGGCUUUGUGGCAGGAGGCGUACAUCAGGCCGGGAAGAAAAAGGAAGAGAAAAAAAAAGAAUUAUUAGAGAAGUCGGAAGCAUCCACAUCUCGACCCAAAUUUGCAGACAGCUCAGAUGAGGAUGAACCAGCAAAUCCAGACGAAAGAGAAACUGCAGGCAUCCGUCGCACAGGGCAAGGUUUAAGAGGUGUCAAUCUCGGAGGAAGUGUUGGAGCUUGGGAAAAGCAUACCAAAGGAAUUGGUGCUAAGCUUUUGUUACAGAUGGGCUACCAACCGGGAAGAGGUCUGGGUAAAGAUCUACAGGGUAUAUCAGCGCCUGUAGAAGCUACUGUGAGAAAAGGAAGGGGCGCUAUCGGAGCUUACGGACCUGAAAAGGCAGCUCAAAAAGCGAAAAAAGAUGAGGAACGCCGUCAGAAAGAGAAAGAAAAAGAGGAAGAAGGCAGCAAGGAGAAGACUUGCAACUGGAAAAAAUCUCACAAGGGUCGCUACUUCUACAGGGAUGCGGCAGAUGUGAUACAAGAGGGUAAACCCACCAUGCAUACUAUUAGCAGCGACGAGCUGUCGCGCGUGCCGGUCAUCGACCUGACGGGGCGCGAGAAGAAGGUGCUGAGCGGCUACCACGCGCUGCGGGCCGCCGCGCCGCGCUACGAGCACGAGCCGCGCCGCGCCUGCACGCGCUUCCAGGCGCCCGAGCUGUCGCACAACCUGCAGCUCAUGGUGGACUGCUGCGAGCAGGACAUCAUCCGCAACGCGCGCGAGCUGCGCCAGGCCGAGGACGAGAUCGUGGUGCUGGGCCGCGACCUCGAGGACCACGACGCCGAGCUGCGCGACGAGGACGCCGUCAUCGACCGCGUGCAGGCCAUCCUCGCGCGCGUCGAGCGGCUCGACCGGCCCGACGCCUCGCUGGACACCGCCCACGACGUGCUCUCGGAUUUGAAGGAGUCGUUCCCGCUCGAGUACGAAGCGUUCGGGCUCGGGACCGUCGCCGGCAACAUCGUCGGCCCGCUGCUCAGCGCGCUGCUGGCCAAGUGGGACCCGCUCGAGAGCCCCGACGGGCCCGUGGCCGCGGUCGCCCGCUGGCGGCCGCUGCUCGCGGGCGACGCGUACGACGCGCUGCUGGGGCAGCUGCUGCUGCCGCCGCUGGCGCGCGCGGCCGAGGCGUGGGAGCCGCGCGAGCCGGCACGCAUGGUGGCGGCGCUGGAGGCGUGGCGCGGCGCGGGCCCCGCCUGGCUGCCGCGCGCGGUGGCGGCGCGCCACGUGGCGCCGCGCCUGCUGGGCGCCGUGCGCGCCUGGGACCCCACGCGCGACACGCUGCCCGUGCACCGCUGGGUGCUGCCGUGGCACGCGCUGGCGGGCGAGGCGCUGGCGGCGGCGGUGUACCCGCUCAUCCGCUCGCGGCUGGCGGCGGCGCUGGCGGCGUGGCACCCGGCCGACGCGUCGGCGCGGCCGCUGCUGGCGGCGUGGCGCGACGCGUGGGGGCCGGCGCUGGUGCCGCUGCUGCACCACCACGUGCUGCCCAAGCUGGAGCACUGCCUGCGCGCCGCGCCCGUCGAGCUCGUCGGCCGCGAGAACGCGGCGUGGCUGUGGUGCGUGCAGUGGCUGGAGCUGCUGGGCGCGCCCACGCUGGGCGCGCUGGCGGCGCGGGCGCUGCUGCCGCGCUGGCUGGGCGCGCUGGCGGCGUGGCUCAACUCGGCGCCGCCGCACGCUACCGUGCUCGCCUCCUACUCCGCCUUCCGCAAAAUGUUCCCGGAAGAAGUUCUCAAAGAGCCCGUGGUACGUGACGCGUUCAGGAAAGCCCUGGAUAUGAUGAACCGAAGCACUGAUAUCGAUUCCAUCGAGCCACCCCCUCCACCUCGCUUCACCCCCUCUGACUCUAAGGACACCUCCAAAAUUGACAUACUGGCAUCAGUGGCUCAGCAGAAGAGCUUCUCCGAGCUUCUAGAAUCUAGAUGUAUUGAAAAGGGGAUAACAUUCGUCCCCAUCGCAGGAAAACUAAGGGAGGGAAGGCCCCUGUACAAGAUUGGGGAGUUACAGUGUUAUGUUAUACGCAAUGUGAUAAUGUAUUCCAAUGAUGGGGGCAGGACGUUCGCCCCUAUAGGUCUGGACAGGUUGCUGAGUUUAGUGGAAGAGUGAAAUUAAUAAAUUAUUAAAACAUUA